This is a messenger RNA of Coregonus clupeaformis (lake whitefish), 5527 nucleotides long. RefSeq names its product RAB11a, member RAS oncogene family, like (gene rab11al). Gene Ontology annotation, biological process: neurotransmitter receptor transport, endosome to postsynaptic membrane; melanosome transport; exocytosis. NCBI's taxonomy places the organism in Eukaryota, Metazoa, Chordata, Actinopteri, Salmoniformes, Salmonidae. Gene Ontology annotation, molecular function: GTP binding; GTPase activity. The coding region runs from base 316 to 966 and encodes 216 amino acids. The transcript has 5 exons. The record is from RefSeq and is a predicted model, not a curated record. Gene Ontology annotation, cellular component: transport vesicle; postsynaptic recycling endosome; axon.
AGAGACUCAACGUUACGUCGCUCGGAAAUGGCAAGUGACGAAGUGGUAGUCGAAAGUUUGUUGAAGAUAGUUUGUUGUCUUUUAACAUUUCACAGUAUAAUAGGAGACAUAUAGUCGAAUAAUAUAUUAGGACAUAACGUCAGGAUAUUAGAGGUGUUGACAUAGUGCGAAUUGACCUUUUUGACUCGGUUGUUCGUUCUAAGGAAGCGGUCGGUCGCGAGAUAAAUGGUCAAGAAGUUUUCUCGAAUUGAAAAGAAAAACCACCACGGGAGGGUUUGAACGUUUCACUUUUCCGUAGGUAGAAACGUUGAAGAAAUGACGAAUAGAGAAGACGAAUAUGACUAUCUUUUCAAAGUGGUGCUGAUUGGGGACUCUGGAGUGGGGAAGAGUAACCUGCUGUCCCGCUUCACCCGCAACGAGUUCAGCCUGGAGAGCAAGAGCACCAUUGGGGUGGAGUUUGCCACGCGCAGCAUCCAUGUGGAGGGCAAGACCGUCAAGGCCCAGAUCUGGGACACGGCAGGACAGGAGCGCUACAGAGCCAUCACCUCCGCGUACUACCGUGGGGCAGUGGGGGCUCUGCUGGUGUACGACAUCGCCAAGCACCUGACGUAUGAAAACGCUGAACGCUGGUUGAAGGAGCUGCAGGACCACGCUGACAGCAACAUCGUCAUCAUGCUGGUGGGCAACAAGAGUGACCUGCGCCACCUCAGGGCCGUGCCCACGGACGAGGCCAAGGCCUUGGCAGAGAAGCAUGGACUGUCUUUCCUGGAGACCUCGGCGUUAGACUCCUCUAAUGUGGAGCUGGCUUUCCAGACCACUCUCACAGCCAUCUACAACAUCGUGUCCCAGAGGCAGAUGUCGGGCCGCAGCGACGCCGACUUCUCGCCCAACUCCAAUGUGGUGCCGAUCACGGUGCAGCCCACGCAGAACGCUGCCAAGUCGAGUGCCUGCUGCCAGAACAACUGAGGCCUCGCCACCGCCAGGGAGAGUCAGGGACAGACAGGUAGACUGGGGAGGGAGGACUGGGAGACAAGGAGGAGAAACCGAGAGACAAGGAUACAGGCAGACAGAAACAGGGGGAGUGAUACAAAGGGAGGCAAAAGGACAGAAAGACAGGCAGACAAAGGGGGGCAGCCAGAUGUUUCCAUAGCCUCUGUUUGCGUUGUUUCCUCUGAGAAGUCUGUCCCGAUCUAAUUCAAUAAGCUUUAUGGUUACGCCUUGGCUUGAUCGGUUUUAAAUAUGAAAAAGGACUUGAAUUGAAUUCAUUUAUAUUGAGAAAUUGAGCAUGUUAGGGUAUGGUCCGCCAUAUCUUUCCACAGUUUUUGUCUCACUCAUUGUGAACUGAUCCCCCAUUGUCAGCUCAAUUUAAUAAGCCUGUGAACACACCCAAUUCCCCAGAACAGAAAAGGGGCAAUAACCCCCCCCCCCCAUUGUCAGUCAGCUCCUCCCAAACGUAUUUGAGUUUGUCCCAAUGAUAUUUAUUUAACACUAUAUUGAGGUCUUGUUUGACCAAAGGGUUUGUGCUAACAUGCAACACUGGGUGGUUUUGAUCUGAAGCUGCUUACUAUAUAUGAAGGGUGUCCUCUCUCUUUCUGUUCUUGAUUUCACUGGUAAUCAAAUCCUUUUAUGAUAGCCAAGGGUAGUUCCAUUUAAUGACUAAUGGGGAAACGAGGAGGUAAGCCAUCUCAAAUGUACCUGGUCAAAUAUGUCAGGCCAAUCUAAACUGCACAAAAUGGGGGUCCGUGGAGGUAACUUUUCAUGUCCAUUUUAUCAGUGCACUUCGACUUCCCUUUAAGUUAUUACACAGAAUAAAGUUUGCUCUUCAGAUUUUUUUUGUGAUCAACAUUUUCACCCCUCCUCCCUCAAACCCAUUACAAAGUACUUUGUGCACAGCAAUAUUUCUCACAUAGGCCUAUGUCUUUUUUGCAAACCCAGUCUUGCUCUUUUGGGUGUUUUUCUGUUUAACUGAAUUGCUGUCGCUUUCCCCAUGGCUGUGUAGAUAUGGGAGGGUGAUGAGGGGAUAUUGGUUGGAGGGGUGGUGGUCAUAAACCAUGGUCUCUGAGUGGAGCCCUCCCUGCUGCCUGCUGUCCUGGAUGGAUGGACAGCUCAUGUUGCAGGAGAUGGGUAGUAAGGGCACUCAGCCUUGCCCGCUGCUGGGUCUCUGAUGUACACAAGAUGGCUUGUUUUACUGUAAAUGAACUCCUCCACUGCCCACCCCCCCUUAUCCACUGUAUGUAACUGGAACAGUAUAAUGCCUUCUGGGAUAUCUCUUAAGAGUGUCCCAGGUCUCUUUUUAUGGUUAUAUUUUCUGUUUUUUCUGGGUGUGUGUAGUUCUGUCAGUAGGUUGGUAAGAGUAAGCACUAGGGAGGAUACUAGCCCUUAUAGAUCUGCUAGUUUGGCAAAAGAGGGGAGGUGUGGGGAAAGUUUCAGUGUGCCUUUACCACAGCCGAAGGUCAACAGUGUAAACAGUCAUUAUCCUGCUGAGUUCUUUUCCCCAACAACACUGCUUUUUUCCUUGUGGCAUUCCCAAUAGUACAUUGGGUGGUGAAGGUUAGAGGUUUUAAAUGUUAAUUCUCGUGUAUAUUUGGAUUGCAUAUGUAUAAAUAAAUUUCAUUUCUUAAGUCUUGCUCCUUUAUUUUAUGCCUUAAUCAUAUGCCUUAUUUGUACCUACUUUUUCAUUGAAAAAUCACAUACUGUGGAAUUACUGUAUGGUACUUUGGCUACACUUAACUUAUGGUACUCAGUUUGCUAUUUCACAACUGCAACUUUUUUUUAAAUACUCAUAAGACAAAGCAAAAUCCAUCGGAGAUGAUUUCAUUUUUGUUUUAUUAGAAACAUUUACAAUACAUCUUUGAAAAAAUAACAGAAACCAAAACUAAUAUGGUGCAGAUACAAUAAUAAAAUGUCAAAGAAAUUAUUCACAAAAACAUGUGCUAAGAAAUAAACCUGCAAUAUCACAUGCCUCUUGUGGGCAUGACACACUGUAACAGUUCAAAGAAUACUUUUUAUUUUAUCAAAGUGACGGCCAGCCACAUGGCAAACCCUCUCUCACUGAUCACAGAGAAACCAGAAACUAAAGCCAGGAGAUGCUGACCCAAAACUAAUGCACUAAGACCACUAUAAGACCGGUAUGAAACACUUCUACGGUGCCGGGAGAAUCUGAAGAAACACUACCAAAGACAAACUGUCAGACUGCAAUGGGCCCCUUCAGAAGAGGACGACGUUAAGGCCGGAAGGUCAUUUCAGUUCCCAUGCUUCUGUCAGUGGUGGCGGAAAAUAUACCGUCCUGACAUGUUGAAUUGUACGACAAAGGUUCACUUUUAACUACCUAGUAUUGAGAUUAAAUGAAUUCAUUUUAGGUUCAUCCAUAUGUGAAGGACUGACAACCAAGCUUUCUUCCCCUUUUAUAGAACUGGGAUGAGAAAAUGAAAAGGGUAAAAUACUGACAGUCUCACAUGGGGACUGAAAUGGCCUCUCUUUGCUUCACAUGAACCACUUGUCCUUUUUUCUGUUUCUGAAGAGGCGCCAACUAUGAAAAUCUACAAGGACCAAACAGCCCCAGACCCCUUGUGUUAAAACAAAACACAUAGGAUCUGUGGUGUUUAUCCAGUCUAGGUGACCAUACAAGAUACAUGCAAACUAGUACGGAUAUGAAUGUGUUGGUGUGUGUGUGGCUGGUUACCAUAGAUCUACUACACAGUGUGCCUAUGUGCUAAACUAUUGAUCACUCAGCUCAGUUCUCACCCUGUCAUGUUUUCACGAAGAAACUUGAGCCCAAUUUUAAGGUAAUCAUUCAUUAAGGCUUUGAUGAUGUCCUCUCUUGCCUUACCAAUCACAAAGGGUCCCAAGUUGUAGACAUAUGAAUGUGUGUGGAUCUGUAUACGUUACAUGUGCCCCUGUGGGACACCUGAAUCACUCGUUCUCAGCAUUGUAAUCACAACUGAAGCUGUGUUCGCAUAAAAAGUUAGAGAUUAAUAAAAGCAAGUUAAGACUCCAGAGGAAAUGUGUAAUGGGGCCCGUCAGUAUGGGGUUAGUCAAAGGGGAAAAGGUAAGCAACCAGCAUUGAGAAAGAGUGCUGAUGCAAGAAAUUAAUGUGUAAUUGAGGCACAAAAUUGAUGCUCAGUGACUAAAAUACCUCAAAAUCCUAAAAAUAUUUAUAUUAUUUUCUGUCAUAAUUCCACUGUGAAUGCACUGGUGUUCUUUGAAAUAGUGCAUAUCGGAAGUUAAAAUAUAAGCUAUGGGGAACCCACAUCAACUCUUAUUUCAUUUACAAUGAAAUACAGUGUGGAGGUGAGUCCAUAACUUUCAUAAAUAAAACUUAUUUUAUUUUUUUAACCGUUAGUAGAAACCAACUUUCCUGUGUUUAGAAAUAUAUUAACUUCUUGUAUUUUUAAUUAAAAAACAAAUUUCUUGAGGUUACUCAUAAAUAUGUUUUCUUCAUUUUAAGAUUUUCAUAAAUAACAUCCAGAAACUGACUUAUUCCUCGUCUUUCUAUGAAAUAAUAACCCAUGUUAGCAAAAUAGAUUUAAGAAACUGUAAUAAGAUUACUUUUUUAAAGUUGCUUUCUAUAAAUGUAUGUGGAAGAACUCAAAUAUAGUCUGCGGUGAAACCUUCUCACAAAUUCUUUCCAGCUCACUUUAAAAUUGAUCAACCAUAAGGUAAAAGGAGUGCACUGGUAAUUUAUUUUACAUUCAAAUGCAUUACUUGCUCAUCUUGUGAUUAUGAUAGGUCAGAAAUAAUUGCUUAAGCGCAUCAAUUUAAAGGAUUUCCUAUCACUCCUUGAAAGGGGCGCUACUAUUAUUAUACAUAAUGCAUAACGAGUUGUACAUUUGUUAAAGAGACGAAAACUGUUCAGUUUCUACGGUUACUAUUAUAGUAUGCUUAAUUUAUUGUAAAGAACACUAUCAAUUGAAGAAAAUAGUUAAUGAAAUAGACAUCCCCCUAAGAGUUAUCUCACCGCCAUCUUUGUUUCUCCGCUAAAUGAAGUGGAGUACUUCCUAUACUGGGUGAGUGGGUGCAUAUAUCAAGCUAUGCCUCAUCUUAUAAGACAGUCAUUAUUUUAAUUUCUAUAUCAAUUACACCUCAAGGUAAAUAUAUGGAAUUAAAUAUAUGUCCAUCUUAAUUUCUUUUAAAGCUUUUUAUACACCUUGUGGUUAUGUUGAUGAGAUAUGUUAAUGCCAUGGGAUCUUCAUUUUACUGUUACUCUUAUGUACUGUACUAAACUUCAGCUAUCAUACUUCAACAUGGAGAAUAAAGUUAACUAUAAACAAUAUUAAAUUAAAACCACAGUAUUCUUUUUGAACUCUAACAAAAGUACUGCAGGGUAUUUGUAUAAUCUUAACAACUUUCUUAUGCAUUAUUCAACUAUUGUUCAGUCUGGGGUCUUUGAGACGAAUCUAGCCCUUCAGCUGCAAUUCAACAUGAAUUUUAACAGAAUUGUAAACAAAUACAAAUCUCUACCCCUUCUUUUUCUCAUUUAGUAUGUGUUCCUGCCCCAUUCUGAAGAGACAUCAGCUUUCCAAGACAA